This is a messenger RNA of Antechinus flavipes (yellow-footed antechinus), 2294 nucleotides long. It is a transcript of the gene DCC, whose product is annotated as DCC netrin 1 receptor. Gene Ontology annotation, cellular component: membrane. The transcript has 16 exons. Gene Ontology annotation, biological process: cell-cell adhesion. The record is from RefSeq and is a predicted model, not a curated record. Gene Ontology annotation, molecular function: protein binding. NCBI's taxonomy places the organism in Eukaryota, Metazoa, Chordata, Mammalia, Dasyuromorphia, Dasyuridae. The coding region runs from base 39 to 2294 and encodes 751 amino acids.
UGGAAAAAGGAAGUCAAUACAGUUUUCAAGUAGCAGCCAUGACAGUCAAUGGUACUGGUCCUUCUUCAGACUGGUAUACAGCCGAGACACCAGAGAACGAUCUUGAUGAGUCCCAGGUUCCUGAUCAACCAAGCUCUCUUCAUGUCAGACCCCUGACCACCAGCAUUGUAAUGAGUUGGACCCCUCCCCUCAACCCAAACAUUGUUGUCCGAGGGUAUAUCAUUGGAUAUGGUGUUGGAAGCCCUUAUGCAGAGACAGUACGUGUGGACAGCAAGCAACGGUACUAUUCUAUUGAAAAGCUAGAGCCAAGUUCCCAUUAUGUAAUCUCCCUAAAAGCCUUUAAUAAUGCGGGAGAGGGAGUUCCUCUCUAUGAAAGUGCCACCACCAGAUCUAUGACAGAUCCCAUUGACCCAUUGGAAGCUGAUUUUUAUCCUUUACCUGAUGAUUUCCCUACCUCAGUCCCAGAUAUCUCCACCCCCAUGCUCCCACCAGUAGGUGUUCAGGCUGUUGCACUUACCCAUGAUGCCGUGAGGGUCAGCUGGGCAGACAACUCUGUCCCUAAGAAUCAAAAAACAACUGAAGUUCGGUUUUACACUGUCCGAUGGAGAACCAGCUUUUCUGCAAGUGCAAAAUAUAAGUCAGCAGAUAUAACAUCCCUGAGUCACACAGCAACAGGCCUUAAACCCAACACUAUGUAUGAAUUCUCAGUCAUGGUAACCAAAGGUCAAAGAUCAAGUACAUGGAGUAUGACUGCCCACGCUACCACAUAUGAAGCAGCUCCAACUUCUGCACCCAAGGAUCUGACAGUCAUUACUCGGGAAGGGAAGCCUCGAGCUGUCAUUGUAAGCUGGCAGCCUCCUUUAGAAGCCAAUGGAAAAAUUACUGCUUACAUCCUCUUUUAUACUUUGGACAAAAAUACACCAAUUGAUGACUGGAUUAUGGAGUCAAUUAGUGGUGAUCGAUUGACUCAUCAAAUUAUGGAUCUUAACCUUGACACUGUGUACUACUUUAGAAUUCAAGCCCGAAAUUCCAAAGGAGUGGGACCUCUCUCCGACCCCAUUGUUUUCAGAACAUUGAAAGUGGAGCACCCUGACAAAAUGGCUAACGACCAAGGUCGCCAUGGAGAUGGAGGUUAUUGGCCAGUGGACACAAAUUUGAUAGAUAGAAGCACACUUAAUGAGCCACCGAUAGGACAGAUGCACCCCCCACACGGCAGCGUCACUCCUCAGAAGAACAGUAAUUUGCUUGUGAUCAUCGUCGUCACUGUUGGGGUCAUCACAGUAUUGGUGGUGGUGAUUGUAGCUGUGAUAUGCACCAGGCGCUCUUCAGCCCAGCAGAGAAAGAAACGAGCUACCCAUAGUGCUGGCAAAAGGAAGGGAAGUCAGAAAGACCUACGGCCCCCUGAUCUUUGGAUUCAUCACGAAGAAAUGGAGAUGAAGAAUAUUGAAAAACCAUCUGGCUCAGAUCCUGCAGGAAGGGACUCACCCAUUCAGGGUUGCCAGGACAUCACACCAGUCAGCCACAGCCAAUCAGAAACACAGCUGGGAAGCAAAACCACAUCCCAUUCAGCUCCUGAUGCUGAAGAAGCUGGAAGCACUAUGUCUACGCUAGAGCGAUCACUUGCUGCCCGGAGAGCCACUCGGGCCAAAUUGAUGAUUCCAAUGGAUUCCCAGCCAAACAAUCCCACUGUUGUUAGUGCCAUUCCAGUGCCGACACUAGAAAGUGCCCAGUAUCCAGGAAUCUUGCCAUCUCCAACAUGUGGAUAUCCCCAUCCCCAGUUUACUCUCCGGCCUGUGCCAUUUCCAACUCUUGCUGUUGAUCGAGGCUUUGGAACAGGAAGAAGUCAGUCGGUUAGUGAAGGACCCACUCCCCAGCAACAACCCAUGUUGCCCCAGACACAGCCUGAGCAUCCCAGCAAUGAGGAAGCUCCAAGUAGGACUAUCCCCACAGCCUGUGUUCGACCCACUCAUCCACUCCGCAGCUUUGCCAAUCCCUUGCUACCUCCACCAAUGAGUGCAAUAGAACCAAAAGUCCCUUACACACCACUUUUGUCUCAAACAGGUCCUACCCUGACCAAGGCUCAUGUGAAAACAGCUUCCCUCGGAUUAGCAGGAAAGGCCAGGUCUCCCUUGCUUCCAGUGUCAGUACCCACAGCCCCUGAAGUGUCUGAAGAAGGCCAUAAGCAGCCAGAGGAUCCAGCCAAUGUGUAUGAGCAGGAUGAUUUGAGUGAACAAAUGGCAAGUUUGGAAGGGCUAAUGAAGCAACUCAAUGCCAUCACAGGCUCAGCCUUCUAA